Molecule: messenger RNA, 4971 nt
Organism: Pelmatolapia mariae (spotted tilapia)
Lineage: Eukaryota; Metazoa; Chordata; Actinopteri; Cichliformes; Cichlidae
Gene: igfn1.1
Product: immunoglobulin like and fibronectin type III domain containing 1, tandem duplicate 1
Exons: 26
Molecular function (GO): protein binding
Source: RefSeq, a predicted model, not a curated record
AUGGCUGUGCAGAGGUCCAUUAUUACAUUGGAGUUAUCGCUCCUGUCUCUGGUAACACUGCAGUUCUUAAACAGCUACUAUAAGGAAGACUUAUGGUUUAUUAAUAUAGUUCCCAAUUACAACAAUCAGCAAUCAGUCAACAAUCAGCUCAUCCCCUAUAAGCGCACACUUGGUGUCAGCGGGAAGGAAAAACUCCCUUUAAACAGGAAGAAACCUCCAGGCUCCAGGGAGCGGCAGCCAUCUGUUGUGACUGAAUUGUACAGAAGAUCCCAGAACUCUUCUAAGAACAGUAAAAUGUUUAAAAAUAAGUCAAAGGUGACCGAUCAGACUGCCACUGGGCAGGGUUGCCUAAUUGCCUAAUAUGCCUUGAUUUGGUUAGGCAUCAGGAAGAAGUCAAAAGUGCCUGGUGUCAUGAUAACACAGUUUAUGGAGGAACUUCCAGAGGGGAUGACAACUCCAGAUUUCACCCGCAAACCGAUUGCUCUAACUAUUCAAGAGGGUAAAUUUGCAUUCUUUAAAGCCAUAAUAGUAGGAACCCCAACCCCUACUGUGACAUGGAGUAGAGCAAAUGGAGAAAUACUUUUUCACCCUGCUGUGUGCCAACAAAAAUAUGAUGAGGCAACCCAAGAACACACCCUUGAGUUCCCUAAAGUUGCUCCAGAAGAUGCUGACACCUACAAGUGUUUUGCAACAAAUGAAUAUGGAAGGGCUGUUUGCACUGUUGUUUUAAAUGUUAUUGAAGCCCCCAGACGCUUGCCAAUUGACUUCAGAAAAACACUAAAAAAACGUAAUCCAGAUGGAACACGUGAGCAUAAGCCAAUGGAGACAGAGGAGAAGGUCUGGGAAAUUCUGCUCAGUGCAGACAAGAAAGACUAUGAGCGUAUCUGUGCUGAGUAUAGUAUCACAGACUUCCGUGGCAUGCUAAAGAAACUUAAUGAAAUGAAAAAAGAACGAGAAGAGGAGAUCGCAGAGUUUGUCACACAUAUCAGCAGUUUAAAGCCUAUUGAGGUCAAAGAUGAUGAUUAUGCAACAAUUGAGUUGGAUAUGGAUCUCAAGGAUCCUAGCAGCAAAAUGUACUUGUACAAGGAUGGUGUCAUGGUUCCAUUUUCCAAAGAAGAGGGUGAUGAGCUGAAACAUAGUUUGAAACAAGUUGGCAAAAAAUACAUAUUCAAAAUCAAAAAACUAGGAGCAGAAGAUGCUGGACUCUACUCAGUGGAUGUUGAGGGUGUCAACGUGUUCUCCACUGAUCUUAAAGUACCUCCAGUCGACUUUGCUGUCAAAAUACAAGAGGUCAAGGCAGAAGAACGAGAGGACGCCCUCUUUCAAUGUGUCCUAACUGCACCCAUGAAUGAGAUCAAAUGGUAUGGCAAAAGUGCUCUGCUGUCAAAUAGUGAAAAACAUGAAAUUACUGUAUCUGAGGAUAAGCUCAUCCACAAAUUGAUUGUGCGGGACUGCAUGCCUUUGGAUGCCGGUAUCUAUGCUGCUGUGGCAGGAAUAAAAUCUUGCAACGCUUGGCUUAUAGUUGAAGCUGACAAAGAUCCUGCAAGUAAAGGCAAGAAGGGGGCUCGCAAAACCACCAUGGCUGGAGGUGGCAACGAAGAGGAGCUGUUGAAAAUAGCAAAGGACCAGCAAGAAAAAUAUCAGAAAGAAUUGGAAGAAAAACUGGAACUUGCAAAGAAAGCCCAAGCUGAGAAAGAAGCCGCUGGAGCAGCAACCCAAGAGGAUGAAGAAGCAGCUAAAAAGGCAGCUGCUGAAGCCAAAGCUAAAGCUAAGGCUGCUGCAAGAGCUAAAAGGGCAGCAGCUGGUAAAGACGGAGCUCCGAGGAAAAGUAAGAAAAAAGGAGCUGGUGCUGGAAGUGGCGCGGCCUCUGCUGAUGGAACUGUUGGUGCCGGGGGUGCUGCUGGUGUUGGUGGGGCUGCCGGUGCUGAUGGAACUGUUGGUGCCGGGGGUGCUGCUGGUGCUGGGGGUGCUGCUGGUGUUGGUGGGGCUGCCGGUGCUGGUGGUGCCGGGGGUGCUGCUGGUGUUGGCGGUGCUGUUGGUGCCGGGGGUGCUGCUGGUGCUGGCGGUACCAGCGGUCCUGGUGGCGCUGGCGGUGCCAGUGGUGUUGCUGGUGCUGGUAUUGGUGCUGGCGGUGCUACUGCAGUUGCAGGUGCUGGUGGUACCAGUGGUAUUGGUGCAGGGGGUGCAGGCAUUGGAGUUGAUGGUGGUGCCAGUGCUGGUGGACAAGAAGGUGGACAUGGAGCUGCAGCCAUUGGAAAAGGUGGAGCUCAAGGCGCAGCUGGAGUAGGAGUCGGUGGCGGUGAAGGAGAAGCUUUUGAGGAAGAAGAUGAAUAUGAUUCAUUUGAAGAUUCUGAUGAAGAAUUUGAGGGGGAGUGGGGAGAAGAAGGAUAUGUAGGAGGAGGAGGAGAGGAAGGAGAAGGAGGAGAGGGAGGAGAAGGGGGUAAAGGAGGAGAGGGAGGAGGUAAAGGAGGAAAACGCAGAAAACGUGUGAGAGCUGGUCCUCUGGUUCCAGAUACCGUAAUAGACCCAGGAGUUCACUUUCAUGCUGGGCUUUCUGACUGCAAAGCCAUUAUUGGAGAAGCGGCAGAGCUGGAGUGUAAAGUGAGCAGUGAAGACUGUGUGGGAGUCUGGUACAAAGAUGGAGAAGAGAUUAAGUCAUCUGAGGGGUUAACUAUUUCAAAGGAUGGAACAUUUCACAGACUGAAAAUUCAUAAAGUCACAGAAGAAUUUGCAGGGAAAUAUAAAUUUGAAGCAGACGGGCGUAAGACAGAGGCUGAGAUUGCUGUUGAAGAUCCACCACGAUUUAAUGCUGAAGAUCUGGAAGCAUUCAAAACUCCUGUCACUGUGAAAAAAGGACACAAAGCUACGUUCAACUUGGCUUUUAUUGGACGGGAACCUAUAAAAAUUCAGUGGUACCGUGAGGGUGAAGAGCUUUCGGAGGAGGCAAACAUCAAGAUAGAGCAUUCAGAGGGGUCUAGCCGUCUACUGCUAUUGAAGCUUCAGCGUAAAGAUAGUGGUGAAAUCAAGAUUAAACUCAAAAAUGAGUUUGGCACUAUGGAGGCUCUCAGCCAACUUGUUGUACUGGAUAAACCUACUCCUCCAAUGGGACCUCUAGAGAUUGUUGAAGCCUCCUCCUCUGCAGUUGAAUUCAAGUGGAGACCCCCAAAAGACAGUGGUGGCUGCAAGAUAUUAAACUAUAUCCUUGAACGACAACAAGUUGGUCGUAACACCUGGAAGAAGUUGGGGCCAAUUGGUCCUGAGGCCAAGUACAGGGACACGGAUGUAGACCAUGGCCGAAGGUAUUGCUAUCGUCUCAGAGUGGAGACUGAAAUGGGCAUCAGUGAGCUGAUGGAAACGGAGGACAUUCAAGCUGGUACAAAAGCAUACCCUGGACCUCCAUCAGCACCCAAGGUUGUCAGUGCCUUCAAAGACUGUAUCACUCUCUCCUGGUCUCCCCCUGCUGAUACUGGAGGAACCAGUAUUCUGGGAUACAACCUUGAAAAACGCAAGAAGGGCAGCAACUUAUGGGGCCCUGUCAAUCCACCCAAUGAGAUGAUUAGAGGGAAGCAAUUUGCUGUGAAAGAUGUAGUUGAGGGCAUGGAGUAUGAAUUCCGUGUGUCUGCGAUCAAUAACUCUGGAGCCGGUGAAUUCAGCUCCCCUUCAGAAUUCGUGUUUGCCAGAGACCCUAAAAAACCUCCUGGUAAAGUCAGUGACUUCAAAGUGACAGAUUCCACUUACACAACCAUGUCCUUGUCUUGGACAAAACCCAAGGACAUUGAGGGGGUUGCAGAUGAAGCAAAGGGAUAUUUUGUGGAGAUCAGGCUUGCAGAAAACACAGAGUGGGAUCGCUGUAAUUUGAAUGCAAUAACCAUGACGUCUUAUACAGUAAAAGGCAUGAAGUCAAUGGCUAUGUACUGGGUAAGAGUCAUUGCUAUCAAUGAAGGAGGCCAUGGAGAGCCACAGGAACUGGAUAACUACCAUAUCUCUAUGCCUCCUCCUGUGAGGCCCCGAUUCACUGAUGCCAAAAUUAAGAGUUUUAUGGUGGUGAGAGCAGGAAAUUCAGCACGAUUCAACAUUAACUUUGAGGCCUCUCCUUGGCCAGAUGUAAUCUGGCUAAAAGAUGGUGUGCCAGUGUCUAAAAAAGUGACCAUCAGUAAUGCAGAGGGUACAUCCCAGAUUCUCAUUCCUUCUGCUGAGCGCUCAGAUACUGGAGUCUAUACAAUCAUUGUAAAGAACGUUGUUGGGCAAGAAACAAUCAGCAUUGAAAUUAGAGUCACAGAUGAGCCCAAGCCUCCAGGUCCUGUGGAGUUAGAUGAAAAUGUGCAUGGUACUGUGACUAUUUCAUGGACAGCAUCUCCAGAUGAGAAACGUGAUGACAGGCUGCACUACAUGGUGACCAAGCGUGAUUCAAGCAAAAGAACAUGGAACACCAUUGCAGAUCGAAUCUUCAACAACAGAUUCACAGCAUGUAACAUAAUGCCAGGACGAGAAUACCAGUUCAGAGUCUAUGCAAAGAACGACAUGGGCUCCUCCAAACCCUCUGAAUCACCCAAGUGGCUGAUUCCUGCCAAAAAAGAAAAGUUCACUGUGAGAGUGCCAGAAUCAAAGACGUGCAAUCUGCUGUGUCCUCCCAAGUUCAUUGUCCCACUGAAAACCCACACAGCUCCUGAAGGGUAUGAAUGCUAUAUGACUUGUGCUAUAAGAGGGGAUCCAACACCUCAUGUCACAUGGCUCCGCGACAAUGUCAGUCUGAAUACAAACACUAACUACUUAAUCUCCAACACCUGUGGAGUAUGCUCUCUGCUCAUAUUGAGGGUUGGCUCGAAAGACACCGGGGAGUACAAGGUUGUUGCAGAAAACUCUUUGGGAAGGGCAGAGUCUGCAACUAAACUCACAGUCAGAGAUACAUAUCAGAUAGCCUACAUGCGGCUCCACCAGUGGCACUACAACCCUCUGUAUCAGAUCCUAUAA